AUGGAGCCAAGGGGGGCCCGUUUGCGGAACCGAGAAGGGCUGGGAAGGGAGCAACCUGCUGGAGAAGGAAACACUGAGACGCACAGAGCCCCAGAUUUGGUGCAAUGGACCCGACAUAUGGAGGCUGUGAAGACUCAAUUGCUGGAGCAAGCACAGGAACAGCUGGUGGAGCUGAUGGAUCGGGCCAUGUGGGAGGCUGUGAAAUCCUACCCACAAGAAGACAAAGCUCUGCCUUCCACUCCCCCAGCUUCCUCGAGCAAGACGCGUGAGUCAUCCUUUGGAAAACGAAAAGUUUUCAUCAUACGCAAGUCUCUGCUUGAUGAGCUGAUGGAGGUGCAACACUUCCGUACCAUCUAUCACAUGUUCAUCGCCGGCCUGUGUGUCUUCAUCAUCAGCUCUUUGGCCAUCGACAUCAUUGACGAGGGAAGGCUGGGACUAGAGUUGGACCUACUGAUCUUCAGCUUUGGACAGCUACCCUUGGCGCUGAUAACAUGGGUCCCCAUGUUCCUGUCUACUUUGCUGAUACCCUACCAGGCUCUGCGCCUAUGGGCCAGGCCUGCAGCUGGUGGAAUCUGGAUGCUGGGUGCAGGCCUGGGCUGUGUGCUUCUGGCUGCCCAUGUAGCACUACUCUGCCUCCUCCCAGUCCAUGUGGCUGUGGAGUGCCAGCUGCCCCCUGCCUCCCGCAGUGUGCUCGUCUUUGAGCAGGUGAGGUUCCUGAUGAAAAGCUACUCCUUCCUGAGAGAGGUUGUGCCCGGGAUCCUUUGUACAAGAGGAGGUAAGGGCACGGGGGUCCCCCGUUUCUCCAGCUACCUCUACUUCCUCUUUUGCCCCACCCUCAUCUACAGAGAGACUUACCCCAGGACACCCAACAUCAGGUGGAGUUAUGUGGCCAAGAACUUCGCUCAGACUCUGGGCUGUUUGCUCUAUGCUUGUUUCAUCCUGGGCCGUCUCUGUGUCCCUGUCUUUGCCAACAUGAGCAAGGAACCCUUCAGCACCCGUGCCCUGGUGCUCUCCAUCCUGCAUGCCAUGGUGCCAGGCAUUUUCAUGCUGCUGCUCAUAUUCUUCGCUUUUCUGCACUGCUGGCUCAAUGCCUUCGCAGAGAUGUUGCGGUUUGGAGACAGAAUGUUCUACCGGGACUGGUGGAACUCGACAUCCUUCUCCAACUACUACCGCACGUGGAAUGUGGUGGUCCAUGACUGGCUGUACAGCUACAUCUAUCAGGAUGGGCUCUGGCUCCUUGGUGGCCGGGCCCGAGGGACAGCCAUGCUGGGCACGUUCCUGAUCUCUGCCAUGGUACAUGAGUACAUCUUCUGCUUCGUCCUGGGAUUCUUCUACCCGGUCAUGCUGAUGCUCUUUCUUGGCUUUGGGGGGCUGCUGAACUUCGCCAUGAAUGACCGGAACACAGGCCCAGCGUGGAAUGUCCUGAUGUGGACCUUGCUCUUCCUGGGCCAAGGCCUCCAAGUCAGCCUGUACUGCCAGGAGUGGUAUGCACAGCGCCACUGCCCCCUGUCCCAGACGACAUUCUGGGGACUGGUGACACCUCGAUCUUGGUCCUGCCACCCCUAG
This is a messenger RNA of Dipodomys ordii (Ord's kangaroo rat), 1566 nucleotides long. RefSeq names its product sterol O-acyltransferase 2 (gene Soat2). Lineage: Eukaryota; Metazoa; Chordata; Mammalia; Rodentia; Heteromyidae. Gene Ontology annotation, biological process: cholesterol metabolic process; cholesterol efflux. Gene Ontology annotation, cellular component: endoplasmic reticulum membrane. The record is from RefSeq and is a predicted model, not a curated record. The transcript is spliced from 15 exons. Bases 1 to 1566 code for a protein of 521 amino acids. Gene Ontology annotation, molecular function: cholesterol binding; fatty-acyl-CoA binding; cholesterol O-acyltransferase activity.